CACUACAUCUGGGAACAUUGUAGCCAUAUGGACGUCACCAACAGGUUUGGACAGCGGCUGUGGGCAGCCAGGUCGGUUUUCAUUCGCAGAUACUGCCAAGUAAAUUUUUUACCCUUCGGCUGAGAUAAGAAAUGGAGAGCAUACUGUUGAAGCUGUGCGUGCCCGAUAACAGCACCAUACAACAGGCCACCGCUGAGCUUAGAAAAGCUCUUAGGAACCCGGACAAUAUAUCAGCUUUGUGCCAACUCAUAGUAACUUCGACAAACCCACAGGUAAGGCAGUAUGCAGCUGUCCUCCUUAGGAAACGUUAUAACAAAGAAAAGUACUGGACAAGUUUACCUGAGAAUAUACGUACCGAAUUUAAAGCACUUAUUUUACAGGCCUUAGUAAACGAGCAACAGAAAAAUGUUAGAAAUGCUAUAGCUCAGUUGAUAGGUAUCAUCGUUAAGCAUGAAUUACCUACAAACACCUGGCCAGAGAUUUUACAGUUCAUACAACAAUUGAUUACUAGUGAAGAUUUGACAAAUAAGGAACUAGGUAUUUAUACUUUAUCCAUUAUGACAGAAGUCACACCAGAUACUUAUGUUACGCAUGUCAAAACUCUGGCGGUACUUCUCGCUCGAACAUUGCACAGUCUUCAGGAAAAUUUAGGAAAUUUAGUUUCUUAUUACAUUUUGAAAACAAUGAAAAAUCUUAUUCCUUUGGCUGAACAUGACGAAGUGCUGAUGAAUACUUACAAUCAAAUGAUGCCGCUGGUAAUAGCCACGAUUCAGGCUUUCACUACGUCUGACGUAAAACGAGCCACCGAAUGUUUCGAGUUGCUAGAUGAAUUGUGCGAGAAUCUGAAUGCUGUGAUAGCGCCUCAUGUCAAAUCUCUUGUCAGUAUGUGCCUUGCAAUUGCUACUAACAAAUCUUUAGACGAUUCCCUUAGAGUUAAAGCGGUUGGUUUUAUCGGCUGGUUAGCAAGAACGAAGAAAAAAGCACUUGUAAACCACAAGCUAGUAGAACCUAUCGUUGACAUGUUAUUCGUACUCAUGACCACGCGACCAGAUAAUGACGGUGACGACGAUUAUAUGAACGGAGAAAACGACAAUAAUACACCAAUAACGGCUGCUACUCAAACUUUAGACUUGCUCGCGUUACAUCUGCCGCCAGAGAAAUUGAUCCCACACAUGUUGCGAUAUAUCGAGCCCGGAUUACAAGGCACGGACAUAUACGGGAAGAAAGCUGCGUAUGUGGCUAUAGCUGUACUAGCGGAAGGUUGUUGCGAGUACAUCCGCUCAAAGUAUCUAGAGUCCUUCCUGCGAUGCAUCUGUCAAGGAAUCACGCAUCCCUCGCCUGUGGUACGCAAUGCUGCUCUGUUCGCCUUAGGACAGUUUUCCGAACACCUGCAGCCGGAAAUCUCGCAAUAUUCUUCCGAGUUACUGCCCGUGUUGUUCGAGUAUCUCGGUCAAGUAUGCGCCCACAUCAAGCAAGAAAAGAAAGAGCCGCCUUCGGUCAGCCGUAUGUUUUAUGCUCUUGAGAUGUUCUGUGAAAAUCUAAACGAUAGCCUGCUACCAUACUUACCGACACUGAUGGAGAGGCUGUUUGAGAUCUUGAGCGCGGACACACCAGUGCACGUGAGAGAACUUGCUUUGAGUGCCAUCAGUUCCGCUGCCUGUGCCAGUAAGGAGCACAUGUUGCCGUAUUUUGAGAGAAUCGUCACUGUACUCAACAGUUAUCUCACCGAGAACGUAACGGACAUGUGUCUUCAAAUUCAAGCUGUUGAUACCCUCGCAGCAAUCGCUAAAACAAUAGGUGAGCAGCACUUUGCACCAUUGACAACUAGAUCUCUGAAUUUUGGAAUGAAACUGUUAAAAGAGACGGAUGAUCCGGAUUUACGGAAAUCCAUCUAUGGCCUAUUCGCCUCUAUCAGCACAGUAAUGAAGAAGGAGAUGGCCAUAGCUUUACCCGAGAUCGUCGAGUACAUGAUAAUGAGCAUACGGAGCUCGGACGGAUUUGUCACAUAUGUUAAGGACGACGAGGCUACAGCUUUCCCGGUCUAUGAAGAUGUCAGUGAGGAGGAGAACGAAGAGGAGGACAUCGAGAACACUGACAACGAGGAGGAUUAUGACGAAGACGUUGCGGGUUACAGCGUCGAAAAUGCCUAUAUCGAGGAGAAAGAAGAAGCUGUAUUGGCUCUGAAGGAAAUUGCCCAAUAUACAGAAGAGGCGUUCAUGCCGUAUCUCGGGAAGUCCUUUGAAGAAACUUUCAAAUUGACCGCUUAUCCUCUGGAGGAUAUACGUAAAGCGAGUGUGGAGGCUCUAGUACAGUUCUGCAUAAAUUUUUCGAAAAUCGAAACCAAUGAAGGCAGAGAGGCGUUAUUGAAGGCUCUUUCCAUGUUGGUCUCGCGUCUGGCAGAACUGGUGAGAUUGGAUGAAGAGGCUACAGUUGCGAUUAGCGCCUUGGAUGCUUACACGGAACUUUUGAAGACGGUGAAAUCGGAUGUUCUCGUAGAAGCGGGUCACAAGGAUGCUAUAAUGAAUUGCGUGUUGGCUGUGAUGAGUGGCGUGACAGAAUGUCAAGAUCAAGAGGAAGGUGAGGCUAUCGAGACCGAGGCCGAACAGGAUGAACUGUUGAUAGAAUGCGCGGGAGAAGUAUUAGUCAACCUUGCAAAUGUGAUCGUACCGGAAGACUUCAUGUUGUACUUCAACAGCGUGUUGCCGUUGCUUCUGGCAAGACUGGAAAAGAGCAAAUCCGAGGAGCAAAGGUCUUUUGCUGCUGGCACUAUUUCGGAUUGCUGUUCGGGGCUCAAGCACGUGGUAGCGUUGUUUGUCCAAGAACUACUCCCGAUUUUUCUGCGUCUGACCAAUGAUCCCAGUUCUGAAGUUCGCAAUAAUGUGAUCUACGGAAUCGGGGAAAUUGCUUUGAACGGAAAAGAAGCCGUUUAUUCGUAUUACCCCGCUAUACUGGAAGCUCUGUCGACCGCCAUUGCGAAAGAAUCGCAUGCGGGUACUCGCGAUAACGUCGUCGGAGCGAUCGCACGACUUAUUAUCGUGAAUUAUUCGAAUUUGCCGCUCGAACAAAUAGUCCCAAUUUUUGUCGAACAGUUACCGUUGAAAGAAGACUUUGUGGAGAAUAAAGCCGUAUUUAGGAGUAUUCUCACGCUAUACCAAGCCGGACAUGCUGUCCUGCAGCCACAUAUUCGUACGCUGUUGAGAGUCGCGAUUAGCGUACUACACGAAGAAAAAACCGGAAGUAGUGAAGCGACGAAUCUCAUCAUCGAGUUUAUCAAGUCUGCUCAGCGGGACUUUCCAAAUGAUUGGAACGCACUUUCUAGUGAGUUGCCUGCGGAAGUUGUCACCAACAUACAACGUAUAUUUUCUUAGGAUAUUGGAACGAUUGAAUAGUACCAUGGCGCUGUCUUUGUUCAUUUAAAUAUCGAUCUGCGAUAUAAUUAUGCAAUCUUUAUCCGAAGUGCAUUAGGUUUUCUUCCCGAAAUCUAUUACGACGACAAAAUCUAAGAGGAGAAUGAGCAACAACUUUCAUUCUUCAAUUCAUUUUUUCACAUCCACUCGAUAGAUCAACGCGUACUUUUUGUUUUUUAAUUUUCGAAAAUCGAAGUUCCGAAAAUAAUGAAUUUGCAGCAUUUAUAGCAUAAGAUUUUUUUAUAGAGUGGAUUUUUUAUAGAGUUCUAGUCUAUGACAAUUGUCCAAAAAGCCGAGCAAAAACUUGAGCGUUGUGGUUAGAUAACAAUUUUAUAAUCCCCGUGACACACACACACAUUGAAGCUACCUUCCUAUUUCUCGGAUUAUAAAUCUUACAUAUAUGGUAAAACAGAUGAACUCAGUAUAUUACGCUUAUUACAUUAAUCCGAUUCUAGGCUGAAUUAUAGAGCUUAUGAGUCUUCUUGUUACGGAUCUUAUGAUUAAGCUCUAAACUUUCAAUUCUAGAAUCAACGAACUCGUGUGCUGCAUCGUCGGAUACUUUAUACAUGCGCAUACAUGCAUGCAUACACACACAUACACACACACACACACAUGCUUUCUGAGAAUCGUAUAAAUAUAACAAGGAAUUGCGUAUGCAUGUGUACGUGUGUGUGUGUUGUGUGUGUAUGUGUGUGUGUGUGUGUGUGUGCAUGUGCGUAUGCUUGUGUAAGGAAGUAAUGCGAAUCUACUCACAAAAAUGGAAAUUUACGAGAUUGAUUACAUCUGAUCAGUUACGAUGUAUCAAUCCUCUGGCAGAAAGUGGAAACAGGCAUUCCGAGGGAAGUGCUGGGUAAUGCCAUUGUUACUGACGAGCGGACGUCGCGUCUUCUCUCUGUAAACGGAAAUAGUUGUCAUAGUAUAACUACAUACACAUAAAACGUAUACAUUGAGAAUAAAUGUAUUAUGUGAACAAAUAAAAGUGUUGUAUUAUA
This is a messenger RNA of Harpegnathos saltator (Jerdon's jumping ant), 4399 nucleotides long. Its product is annotated as importin-4. Gene Ontology annotation, molecular function: small GTPase binding. Lineage: Eukaryota; Metazoa; Arthropoda; Insecta; Hymenoptera; Formicidae. Gene Ontology annotation, biological process: protein import into nucleus. The transcript has 15 exons. Bases 132 to 3368 code for a protein of 1078 amino acids. The record is from RefSeq and is a predicted model, not a curated record.